Molecule: messenger RNA, 702 nt
Organism: Nematolebias whitei (Rio pearlfish)
Lineage: Eukaryota; Metazoa; Chordata; Actinopteri; Cyprinodontiformes; Rivulidae
Gene: clrn2
Product: clarin 2
Exons: 3
Coding region: 1-702 (233 amino acids)
Source: RefSeq, a predicted model, not a curated record
AUGCCUUCCCUGUGGAAACGGGUGACGUUUUCUGCGGCCUCGGUGCUGUGCUUCGGCUCGGCGGCCCUCCUGGUGGUGGCCCUGUCCACGGAGCGCUGGGUCACCGGGCGGAUCCUGUGUCAAACGGGGGUGGACAUCGUGAACGCAUCGCAUCCCGAGCUGGACCAGUUCGUGGGGGACAUCUACUACGGUUUGUUCCAGGGAGGGAAGACCAAGAAGUGCGGUCUGGGAAGCAGGCGAUCCAAAAUCUACAUUUUCCCAAAUCUGGUGCAGACGCUGAACGGUGGCCUUCACGUGAUGGUGAUUCUUUUCCUCUUGGCGGCUGUUGGCUUUGCUCUGGUCAGUCUGUCCUUCUCCGUGUACAACACCCGCAAGGUUCCCUACCAGAGCAUCAAGGGCCACAAGGGACUCUACCUGUGGAACCUCACUGCUGCUCUUUUUGGUGCCCUGGGUGUUUUAUGUUUCCUGGCAGCCAUGAGACACCACGGCCUGACGGAGCGGGUGGCAAACUACAGAGAGAACCUGUUCGUCCUGGUUGUCCUGGACGACACCCUGGAUUGGUCCUUUUGGCUCGGCGUCGGCAGUGUCGGCACUCACUUCGCUGUCUGUGGCGUGGUCGCCAUGAGUCGUAUUAAACUGCCCAAACCGGAGAUCAAAAAGCCUGAAGAACCCACCAUCUCAGCUGUGGAUCUGCUCUACUAA